CCAGAUCUGUGAGUCAGCCAGCCAUUCAGUCAGCGCCGCCACACAGAGAGUUAGAACCAGAGCCAGACAUGAAAACACAGCCGAGGGCGUAGAGCACCGAGGCGAAGCUAACACUGGAAACUCUCCGAAUCGGUUAUUUAUUUAGUAAAACAGAAGCAACAGAAGAAAGAACUCCGAGUGCAGUGUAGGUACAAAAUAGAAGGCCGAUUCAAAGACGUGCCCUUUUCAGCACCUCGGACAGAGCCCAGCGCAACAUGGCUCCCAUCGUGGCGGGGGAAGCGCAGUUUGCCAAGGUACCUGCUGCCGUGGGUAUCCUCAGUGCAUUUGGUCUGGUCUUCACUGUGCCCUUGUUUGCAUGGAUCUGUUGCCAGCGCAAAUCUGCCAAAGCCAACAAAACUCCCCCUUACAAGUUUGUGCAUAUCCUCAAGGGAGUGGACAUUUACCCAGAGAGCCUGAGCAACAAAAAUAAGUUCAGUGCAGACGAGAAAACAGAACUGAACUCCAAAAACACCACGUCCCCCACCGGUACUAAGAACGCACUGCACUUGGACCUGGACAAGAGAGACCUGAAUGGGAACUUCAUGCAGCCACACCCCAAGGUCCGGAGCUCGCCCAACCUGGACAUCCCUUCACCCCAGAAAUGCUUCACGGAGGAGGGUAAGGAGCUGGUGUCGCCCGAGAGUUUGCUAUCGAAUAAAGCACCUUCCCCAACCGAAAAACCGGACAAGGGAGCCAGACUGGGGACACUCUUCUUUUCUUUAGAAUACAACUUUGAGAAGAAGGCCUUCAUCGUCAACAUCAAGGAAGCGCACGGUCUCGCCGCCAUGGACGAGCAGUCCAUGACCUCCGAUCCCUACGUGAAAAUGACCAUCUUGCCAGACAAGAAGCACAGGGUCAAAACCCGGGUCUUGAGGAAGACUUUGGACCCCGCCUUUGAUGAAACCUUUUCCUUUUAUGGCAUCCCAUACAGUCAAGUGGAAAACCUGGCCCUCCAGUUCAUGGUGCUGAGUUUCGAUAGGUUUUCCCGGGAUGAUGUGAUCGGGGAGGUCCUGGUACCCCUGUCUGGGAUCGAUCUGUCUGAGGGUCGGAUUCUGCUGAACCGAGAGAUCAGCAAACGGAACGUCAGGAAAUGUGUCGGCCGCGGAGAGCUGCUGGUGUCCCUAUGUUACCAAUCCACCACAAACACCCUGACCGUGGUGGUGCUGAAAGCACGCCACCUUCCAAAGGCAGAAUCGUCCGAACCGUCAGACCCUUACGUGAAGGUGAACCUGUACCAGGGCAGCAAGCGGGUCUGCAAGAAGAAGACCCACGUGAAGAAGUGCUCCCCGAACCCCGUGUUCAAUGAGCUCUUCGUCUUUGACAUCCCCUCGGAGCGCGGCUUGGAGGACACCAAGGUGGAGCUGCUUCUGCUCGACUCUGGCCGGCUCUCCCGCAACGAGGGCAUCGGGCAGCUGCUGCUGUGCGCCUCGGCCGAGGGGACUGUGGGAGAGCACUGGAGGGAGAUCUGUGAGCACCCGCGGAGACAGAUCGCCAAGUGGCACACCCUGAGCGAGGGCUAGCAUCCUCCCAGUGGACCAACCAGGGCAGGACCGCUGUGUGCAAAGUGCGGCUAAUUAAUCAAUCACUCACUCACUAAAUUAAUUAGUCAAUCAAACGAUUGCUUUCAGCUCAACAAAGAACUGUCUGCACAUCCAACCAUCAACAAUCCAAAGACUAAAAAAAAAAAAAAAAUCAUGCUUUUCACCUACUACAGCAUUACCGUGUACAGCUGUUUGUCUGACUAUUAUAUUGUGAACUGUUAUGGCCAGAAACAUUCUUCUAUAUGGUGUCAUUGAUUUGUGUACUGUAGUAAUGUAUUAUUUUUAUUUUUAUCAAUGUAAUCAUUUAUUUAUUUUUAAUUUGAAUCUAACUAUUUAUUUAUCUAUUUAUCUUUUAUAUGCCAAUUGGAGCACAGCCUAAAUUAGGCAAUUGAAUGCAGAUGGUUAUUGAGACACAAGGGGCGAGGUUGCCUGUCUGGUAAUGUAUGAUAUACUGAGAAAGGGUUUGGCCACCCAGUCUGUGAGGACAGGGCAGCCUGGUACUGUAUGUAUAUACAACCUGCUAGAAAUCAUCUGACAUCUUGGGAACAGUUUUAUUUCAUAGGGUCACCCCUAGUACUCGAAAGAGAAAGGAGAAGGUCAAGGUCUUGGUAUAGUCACAGGGCGGGCGGGGCUAAAUUCAGAUAAUGGAUUGAUGUGACACAUAGUUUUACCUCUACUAAAAUGACUACCGAAUGAACUGGGAAAAGGUCAUGUAUAUUAGAUUGUUUCUCAGGAGCUGCACUUCCAGAAGAAAAUGUUCUGCACAGAAUGAUGUGGUCCAUGUUUUUUUUUUUUUUUGGUUCUAUAAAGACCUAUUGUAAUAUGUAAACAUGACCAAUAUGUAAACAUGUAACAAAGGGUUACAUAAAAAGGGCAGAUAUUAUUUAUUUUUUUAUAAAUAUAUUUUGUAUUAUUUACUAUAGUCUGUAUCGAGGUACAUAUCAUAAGUUGACAUUGGGCUCUAUUCUCAAAUUUGAACUCAUUUUUGAUUCAUUGUUUAAAUCUAUUUUUUAUUAAUUAAAGAAAGUGUUCUAUGCAUGACACUUUUCUAGACUAGUCUUGAUCUCUUCAACAACAGUCUAGCACACACUACAACAGACUAGAAGAACACACCCUCUAAAUGAUCCAUGAUGCAUUCAAGUUGUGGAAUAGACCCAUGAUGUUGUCAUUCACUGGAUGUGUUGUGUCUCGUGAGGGACAUUGUUUCGUGACUGAAUUGCAUUAUGUCCAAGAGGAUGUUUGCGUUAGGAAUGUACAAAUAGCGACAGAAGAUUGAUUAAGUCAAGCUUAUUCUUGUCAGAAAAUGUCUGUCUGGCAUACAAACAUAAUCGAAGUAAAGCCAUUGAAGCAAGUA
Messenger RNA from Acipenser ruthenus (sterlet), 2934 nucleotides. Its product is annotated as synaptotagmin-4-like. The transcript has 4 exons. Gene Ontology annotation, biological process: calcium-ion regulated exocytosis; regulation of dopamine secretion; cellular response to calcium ion. Gene Ontology annotation, molecular function: calcium ion binding; calcium-dependent phospholipid binding; phosphatidylserine binding. Gene Ontology annotation, cellular component: axon; synapse; membrane. NCBI's taxonomy places the organism in Eukaryota, Metazoa, Chordata, Actinopteri, Acipenseriformes, Acipenseridae. Bases 255 to 1559 code for a protein of 434 amino acids. The record is from RefSeq and is a predicted model, not a curated record.